Molecule: messenger RNA, 1917 nt
Organism: Haliotis rufescens (red abalone)
Lineage: Eukaryota; Metazoa; Mollusca; Gastropoda; Lepetellida; Haliotidae
Exons: 7
Coding region: 290-793 (167 amino acids)
Source: RefSeq, a predicted model, not a curated record
GUAAACUGUGUCUGAGUGGGAUAUUCAUGUUAAACUGCCGCAUGCUCACGAUCGAUUGCAACACUAUCACCCAGAUAGCUCAGUGAAUGAAAGUGUUUGAAUAUCGCCUUUAAAUACACAGUUGCCAUGGGUACAUUAUCAAAGAGUACAGAAAUGUUUUCAAAAGCGUCUAUCGCAAACAAUAGAACAAGAAUGAACAAAAAUAUAAUUAUGUCACCCAAUAAUAAUCCGUUCGCGUCAACACUGCCGGGCAGAUCUCGACGGACAGUCAUACGAUUUUACCUUGAAAAUGAGGUGUACGAAAUGGAGUAUGAGGAAAUUGACAGCUUGGAUUCUGCUUGGAAUUUUUCUUUUCCUUGUGUAUAAGUCAGCUUUCUUCACAGUGAAAAGACAAAAUUCCCCCCCUGAGAUAGAAGGUCCCGUCUCAAGAAAGUGCUCACCUGGGUUUUUCAACAGCGACGGUUUUAUCGAAAUACCAUCCGAGAAGACUCUUCCGAAACUGUCGUAUGAAGACCUGACCUGCCUGUAUCACAGGUUUGUGGAUAAUGUUGGUGUGCUGUGUAGAAACAUCGUCCGCCUGGGUAAACUGAAGGACGGUGGAUGGGAAGUGUGUCACGAUCAACAAUACAGGAUCCCCAACAAUUGCCUGGUCUACUCUGCCGGGAUAAAUAAUGACUUCAGUUUUGACGAUGCUAUAGCAAAGCAGUACGGAUGUAAAGUUCAUUCAUUUGAUCCGAGUGUGACCCUCCACAAGAAAGGUUUCCGUCAUGUCUGUGGAUUAUUAAGGCGAUGAUGAUAAACCAGAUAAAAUCAAAGCCAACAAGACGGGAUUGGAGAUGCGUACACUGGGAGCAAUCAAACAGGAACUUGGCCACGCGAAGCGACGUGUUGAUGUCUUAAAGAUGGACAUCGAACACUGGGAAUGGAAAGUUCUCCCACAAGCCAUUGCAAGCGGCUUCCUGGAUGACGUCACCACCCUCGAUCUGGAGCUCCACAGCUGGAUAAGAAAUAAAACGUAUAUUUACGAGCCCCCAGCUGGAGUUUAUUUGAGAUAUUUGAGAACACUGAGACAAUUACAUCAACUUGGUUUCCGUAUUUUCUUAACACACAAGAAUCUUGGAUCCUGUCAAUUCAGAUCUAGAUUUGGCAUGAUGAGGACCAGUUGUCAGGAGAUCGCCAUGGUUCAGACGAAAAUGAAGUUUGGGAUGCAAUAAAGGGGUGGAGUUUGUUUAGGCUGCGAAACUCUUGAGUUGUAACAAUCACUUUUAUUAUGACCGUAUACCGUCAGUAACAGCCAUUUUGAAUUUUGCAACACCCGCCUCACAUAUUUCACAUGAAAAUUCGGGUACAGAAAAUUCGUUAUUCUACACUGUUUUGUGUUUUAAUAUCAUUAAUUGUGAUGUGCAAAUGUAACCGGGGUUGUGAUGGCAAUAAGAAGGUCCAACACAGGCUACGGGUGUGAGUCUUUAUUGCCUUAGUAAUAUAGUGACACCCUGUAAUGUACAAAACUAUAAGAUUAUAAAACAGUAGUACACAGGUUUGAUACACACAUAUAUUAAUACAAUACAAAGCGACCUUUCAAAACAUAGUCUAUAUUCAUUACAUCAACAUGAACUUAAUAAUCAAUGAUACAUAAAAUCAUUAUCUUAACCCUGAAGUAAACAAACGAUUUAUCAAGGGCGAUAACUCGAUCCCGACAUUACUGAUAAGAUUACAAUAUAUAGAUGGUCCAUGGUUCUAAAAUACAAUGAACAUUACAAAUACAAUUACCACUUUGUUGAAACUACUAUAUUAAUUCAUUAACUGAUCAUACAUUUGGUAUGAUACACUAUUUACAAAAUAUAUUUCAUGACACGACAAACAUGUAAAUUAUCCGUACCCUGUGGGUGACACUGGGGUGUUUGUCCUCACCAGGCA